CAAAAUGGCGGCGCCUAAACUCACUACCAAACAUGCAGUGUUUACGGGCAGACGCAAUCGCGUCUCGCAUAACCUUCUUAUAAGGGUGUGGAAGAAAGAAAACAUCCGAAUUGAGACUCGGUGUGCGCGUCAAUUAGCAACCUGCGAAUCCUGUGCGACUCCUGCUUUUGCUCGACGAGCUGCUUCACCUUAUCGCGCAGUCUAUUAUUUUCUUUCCAACCGCAAAAAUGGUAUUAUGUAAUAUAGAGUGUGUACAAAGAAUAUCACAGUAUUUAGACGUUUCGCCAGGGAAGCUUUACGUUUCCGAAAAUAAUACAAUAGUCACGGAUGAUUUGAUAAAAAAUCAAAGCACCGAAGGAUUCAGUACAAUUGUUCAAGCUCUUGUGAAAAAUUCUAAAUAUCCUGCUAUUCUUGGUGACGAUGCUGUCAAGCAAGCUUUAACACGACAAUGGUUAGAAUAUGCAGUACUUUGUGUUAAUUAUGCAGAUAAUUCAAUUAACGAAAAACGAGUUUUGAAGGAAUUGAACAGCGUACUAAAAAUGAGUACCUACGUUUCUGGAACCAAAAAAACUAUCGCCGAUAUUACUCUUUAUUAUGCUCUGCAUGGACUAAUGCAAAGACUGACUCCGCAAGAGAAAGCCGAACAUGUACACGUAUCAAGAUGGUUCGAUAAUAUGCAGCAAGAUGACAAAUUGCGACAGACGAUGGAUCUCAUUAACUUUAAUAUGAUGCAUUUAUAUUUGUAAUAAAUUAAAACCUGAAUCCUUACGAAGCUAGACUUACAUUUCAUUACUAGUAAAUAAAUUUGUUGAAUACAUUUCUAAGAUCAUAAAUGUUACAAUUGUAACUUAUUGCUCACAAUGUACUUUUCAUCCAAACAACUUUUAUUAAAUAGAAUAUGCAUUAAAUAUAA
Molecule: messenger RNA, 913 nt
Organism: Ceratosolen solmsi marchali
Lineage: Eukaryota; Metazoa; Arthropoda; Insecta; Hymenoptera; Agaonidae
Gene: AIMP3
Product: aaRS-interacting multifunctional protein 3
Exons: 4
Coding region: 228-746 (172 amino acids)
Biological process (GO): positive regulation of DNA damage response, signal transduction by p53 class mediator
Cellular component (GO): cytoplasm; nucleus; aminoacyl-tRNA synthetase multienzyme complex
Source: RefSeq, a predicted model, not a curated record